GGCGGGGGAAGGUGCGCUGUGCCUGGUGGUGGAAGCGAGCGGCGGGGGCCAGGUGAAGAGAAAUGAGACAGUUAUACUGUUUUGUUCACAGUCAACAAGCCAUUCUUAUUUUAUCAUUUUGCUUUUUAUUUCAAUUUCCACUCAUGUUCCAUCUCCUCCCUUUAGGUGAGUGACUAAUGUGUUUGAUAUAUGUCCAUGAAUAUGUUGUAUCUUUAAAUAAUAUAUAAUGUUUUACGUAUGUAUCUGUUUUAAAUGUAUGUAAUUGAUAGUAUGUUACAGAUCUCAUUCUGUUACUGAUCUGUUACUGAUGUUUCUGUAAACACUUUACUUGUAUUUUUUUAACUAACCUCACACCCUUGGCCACUGGUCCUGGGCCGAAAUGGGACAGUCAGAAUUUCUUACCCAGAAUUUUUUGAACUGAAAUUGAGAAAGAAAAUCCCUCUCCACUGUGGAAGCCAUAAAAUGUAAAACACAGAAGCUGUCAGCAGCCACAUGCCCUGCCAUAUGGAACCAGCUGGUCUGCAAUGAAAAAGAUACCAACAUGCAAAGAGCUGCAGAGAACCAUGUGUGCUCAAUACUGCAUCUCCUUUGAUGAUGUUCAAAAAGCUCAUGUCAACAUUCAAGAUUAUAUCCACCUCACACCAGUGCUAACAAGCUCAAUUUUGAAUCAAGUUGCAGGGCGCAAUCUUUUCUUCAAAUGUGAACUCUUCCAGAAAACUGGAUCAUUUAAGAUUCGUGGUGCCCUUAAUGCUAUCAAAGUCUUAAUUUCAUCCACUUUAGAGGGGAAGCCCAAGGCUGUUGUUACUCACAGCAGUGGAAACCAUGGUCAGGCUCUCACCUAUGCUGCCAAACUGGAAGGGAUUCCUGCUUAUAUUGUGGUGCCCCAAACAGCUCCCAACUGUAAAAAACUGGCAAUACAAGCCUAUGGAGCCUCUAUAGUGUACAGUGAACCUAGUGAUGAGUCUAGGGAAAAGGUUACAAAAAGACUCAUGGAAGAAACAGAAGGUAUCAUGGUACACCCUAACCAGGAGCCUGCAGUGAUAGCUGGGCAAGGGACAAUUGCCCUGGAAGUGCUAAAUCAGGUUCCCUUGGUGGAUGCACUGGUGGUACCUGUAGGGGGAGGAGGAAUGGCUGCUGGAAUUGCAAUUACAAUUAAGGCUCUGAAACCUAAUGUGAAGGUAUAUGCGGCUGAACCCUUGAACGCAGAUGACUGCUAUCAGUCUAAACUGAAAGGGGAACUGACCCCCAAUCUUCACCCUCCAGAAACCAUAGCAGAUGGUGUCAAAUCCAGUAUUGGCUUAAACACCUGGCCCAUAAUAAGGGACCUUGUGGAUGAUGUCUUCAUUGUCACAGAGGAUGAAAUUAAGUUUGCAACCCAGUUGGUAUGGGAGAGAAUGAAACUCCUCAUUGAACCUACUGCUGGUGUUGGAGUAGCUGCUGUGCUUUCUCAGAAUUUUCAAACAGUAUCUCCGGAAGUAAAGAAUAUUUGUAUUGUGCUCAGUGGUGGAAAUGUAGACUUAACCUCCCUAACUUGGGUGAAGGAGGCUGAAAGGCCAACUCCGUAUCAGUUUGUUUCUGUUUAAUUUA
Messenger RNA from Dipodomys ordii (Ord's kangaroo rat), 1587 nucleotides. RefSeq names its product serine racemase (gene Srr). The record is from RefSeq and is a predicted model, not a curated record. Gene Ontology annotation, cellular component: cytoplasm. Gene Ontology annotation, molecular function: ATP binding; threonine racemase activity; pyridoxal phosphate binding. NCBI's taxonomy places the organism in Eukaryota, Metazoa, Chordata, Mammalia, Rodentia, Heteromyidae. The coding region runs from base 525 to 1583 and encodes 352 amino acids. The transcript is spliced from 9 exons. Gene Ontology annotation, biological process: L-serine metabolic process; pyruvate biosynthetic process; D-serine biosynthetic process.